Racocetra persica is the source of this 920-nucleotide messenger RNA. The record is from the annotation of a GenBank genome assembly. NCBI's taxonomy places the organism in Eukaryota, Fungi, Glomeromycota, Glomeromycetes, Diversisporales, Gigasporaceae.
GUUCUAAUCGAGGUUUUGGACGUGGAGGACGCGGUGGGGGUAAAGGUGGCGGAGAUCGUGGAGGGCGUGGUGGACGCGGGGGGUUUCCAUGUAUGGAGCGACUCGCGGUGGCGGUAAGAAUAUUCAAUAAUCACAAUGCCAAAUCGCCAAUGAAACUUCAAUUAUAUCUUUCGUUAGGUAUCCAAAAACGCGGUUUUGCUGCUGGCGGAGGAUCUAAAGUUAUAAUUGAACCACACAGGCAUCCUGGCGUUUUUGUUGCUCGUGGUAAAGAAGAUCUUCUUGUUACCAAAAAUCUUGUAAGUGGUGAAUCCGUAUAUGGCGAAAAAAGAAUUUCCGUUGAAGGACCAGAUGGUAAUAAAACCGAAUAUCGUGUUUGGAACCCAUUUCGAUCUAAAUUGGCAGCUGGAAUUCUUGGGGGUGUUGAUGAUAUAUAUAUUGCACCUGGGAAAAAGGUAUUGUAUCUUGGGGCUGCUUCAGGAACUACGGUAUCACACGUUGCAGAUAUAGUUGGUCCAGAGGGAAUAGUCUAUGCCGUUGAAUUUUCUCAUCGAUCUGGACGUGACCUUAUUAAUGUCGCCAAGAAACGUACUAACGUAAUUCCAAUUAUUGAAGAUGCACGUCAUCCACAAAAGUACCGUAUGUUGAUGAACAUGGUUGACGUUAUCUUUGCGGAUGUGGCACAACCAGAUCAAGCGCGCAUUAUCGCUCUGAACGCACAUCAUUUCCUUAAAAAUAACGGAAAUAUUGUUAUAUCAAUCAAGGCAAAUUGUAUCGAUUCAACUGUUGAAGCAUCCACAGUAUUUGCCAGGGAAGUAAAAAAACUACAGGAAGAGCGUAUAAAACCUCUAGAACAACUUACUUUAGAACCGUAUGAAAGAGAUCAUGCUCUAGUAAUAGGAAGAUAUAUAAGGGCACAAUAA